CUAAUUGUCGAUAGCAAGCGAGAGCAGCCCAUACCGCCCUAUGCGAUGCCGAUACCCGCAGUCGCAUGCCUGGCUAUCCAGCAUCCGCAGCCGGACCUGAUGGUUCGGGUCGGCACCAUUGUGGAUGAGGUCCGUCACCUGCUGCUGAUUAGCGAAGGUCCGACGAAUAAUGCCCUCAGUCAGCUGUCGGGUGGCUUUGCUGAUACACAAACGACACAAUCCAAGACUGCCAACAUGGUGUGCCGACGGGACGUACCCUGUGCCAUCCCUGUGCCGGAUGUCGAUGUCCUCGAGCCGCAGACAGCCGUCAGGCAGCUGGCCCUGUGCGCUGGAGGCCAUCACUCACGCGGCCUGCUCACACACAUCACAAGCAAAAGGCAGGUCACACAGGAUGCCUCCUUCUCUCUCUGUGUGUAAACCCAUUCGCACCUUAUCAGUGAGUGUGUGAUGCGUCGACUGUUCGUGUUCCUUGCCGUCUGUCAAGCAAC
Molecule: messenger RNA, 488 nt
Organism: Vitrella brassicaformis
Lineage: Eukaryota; Vitrellaceae
Source: the annotation of a GenBank genome assembly